GAUUAUUUUGACGAGAACGUGAUUCCACCACACUGCCUCACAUAUUGUGAAUGCAACUGCUAGUGUGAAAUUGUCGUUGAUGUUGAAAUGCAGUGACCUCGGUAGUGUAAACCAUUCUAAAUUGUGUACAUUCAAGCAAGGUCGUUUAAAAAAAAAACAAAAAACAAAAAGACGAAAUCAGUAACAGGUUCGACUUUCGAAGGGCGAAUAUUAUUCCUCAAGGCUAAAAGCAUUUCAAACCCAUGUGCAAAUUGUUAGUGUAUUUAGCCAAGAGAUAACUAGGAAAUGGAGCACAAACGUGGGCACUUGAAAGUAAACAGACAACGGUGAAUGUGCUGUAUUUUGUGAAGGGACUGACCCCAGCCUUUUGACAUUGAGGGCAUUCAUUAGAUUUUGGUAUGCACAUACCGGCUUGUUGUGGAACAUGUUCGUCUUGUAAUCUUCAGCAGUUUACACAUGUCAUGUCUGUAGAUCAAAACGUGUUACACUUUCAAACUUUCGGCUCUUUCUCUUGCACCACGCCCUAUGUGAGUGCAUUUGUUCCCUUUUUUUCUCUAUGUAGAAAUCUCAAAGGUCCUUUUUUGUUGCUGCUAUCAGAUAAAUAUAAGAAAAGGCACAUGCAAUGAACUUCACAGACCAAACACAUUCGUCUUUUCGGCACCAAGGCAGCACAACGUGCAUUGGUUAAUUUGGGUAGUCUUUUCUACGUAGUUAAAUCCCACAAAAUGGGAAAAAUGGAAGAGGGACUUACUUUCAGGAAAAUCAGAACCUUUAGCUUACCAGUCUUCACCGCCAUUUUUGUUUUGGUUCUUUCUAAUGGUGUAGUAACAAGAGCGGCUGUGGAACUGCUAAAGAACCCCGGGUUCGAGAAUGGAGUUACGUCCUGGGCCCAUGACGGGUUUAGCAUGGUCACCACAACGGAGCAGGUUCAUCAAGGGCGUGUCGCCGUCAAGUGUACCGGCAGAACUCAAUCUUGGAUGGGUCCUAAACAGAGCAUUCAGAUUUCCCGAGGCAAACAUUACGUGUUCACGUCUUACAUAAGGCUCACCAAUGACCUUCCAGGGAAAAUGUUCCAGAAAGCCGUAGUGAAAAUCAGCUUUACGUUAAAAGACGGUUCCAAGUAUUAUUUCCCUGUUUGCUCCCGACCUUACCUGACCAAGGCUGACGGGUGGACCAUGCUGGGUGGUGACUUCAUACCUCCAAACCUUGAAUGGACUCAAGCAUCCUUGUACUUGGAUACUCUUCUACCGGGAAUUGACUUCUUCUUCGACGACACCUCUCUCACUGAACUGCCCUCUAACCCGAACUGGGAGCGGGAAGCAAAUCAAAGAAUAGAGAAUCUGAGGAAAAGCAAAUUGCACGUGAAUGUGAAUCUCUCCCCUGGUUUUCGUCCCGAGGACGUGACAGUGGAGAUCAACCAUCUGAAGCACUUGUUUGCCUGGGGCUCCGUGGUCCAACCAGAUUUGUUCUUGGAGUCGGACUAUGCUCAAUAUCAGCAAGUUUACUACCACAUGUUCAACUGGGCCACGGUACAGGACUACAAGUGGCGAUAUAACAGGGGCAACAGGACUAACCCAGACUACAGGGUAGCUGUAGCAGCCACCGAUGUCCUCAAUCAUCAUGGGAUCAAAGUGCGAGGUCACAGCAUGUUCUGGGCUGUCCCAUUUAACAAUCCUGAGUGGGUCAAGGGAUUGUCCGCUCCGGCAUUGAAGACAACCGUGGAUGAUCGCAUUGCUUACAUGACGGCACAAACAAAGAACAAAUUGGCUCACUGGGACGUGAACAAUGAGCUACUUCAUGGCUAUUUUUACGAGGAGAAAUCGGGAAACCCUCGCUACACAGAGCACAUGUUCCGGGAGAUUCACAGAGCUGAUCCAAAACCCACACUCUUCCUCAAUGAGUACAAUGUGGUGAAGAGCGGUGAAAUGACACAGAGCUAUUUGACCCAGAUCCAGAAAUUCAAGGCGGCCAAUGUCGGCCUUGGCGGGGUCGGAGUACAAAGUCAUCUCAAUGAUUACGAGGAGCCCAGCCCCGAUAGCAUCAACUACCGUCUUAAUGUUGUAGCGAAAGGAGGUCUGCCUAUUUUUGUAACCGAAUUGAGUCUUGGUGUUCGCGAUCCGCACACCAAAGCUGACUGGCUAGAGCGAGUGCUCCGCUUGUACUUCUCCCACCCUGACGUGCACGGUGUCAUCUUCUGGGGCUUCUGGAACACUGAGAAUUUUAGGUCUCUUGUGCAGGGGUCCCAUUUUACGCUCAACGAGUCCGGCAAACGGUUCCUGAAGCUGACCAAGGAGACAUGGAGCACCCACGUGAACCGGUCCCUGGCCUCUGGAACUUCCUUUAACCUGCGCGCUUUCCAAGGAGACUACGAGGCUGUGGUCUGGUACAAGGGCAAGCCGAUAAAGAGGACCACCUUCAGUCUGGGCAAAGCGGACAAAACAGUUUCUAUUUCUGUUACUGGCAACGGCCAUGCGAUUCAUUUACCCAAGAAGAUAGACCCGUUCACCAUGAAAGUCCAGAUCAACCCACAGACCACACGGGCUAACCUGCGUACUCUGGGUCAGGCCAGCUCCACGUCACAGAACUCACACCUCACGUGCACCACGCGCAGGUCACCGACCUCUGCUGUCGGCGUCAGUAAAACUACUCAAGUCACGUGUCAGGGAGAUGAGGUCCUCACCGGCUGUUCUAGUUGGCUCAAGAACAACGAAUUUUACCGUGAUGGGGAAGAAAUCCUAAUGUCCGGUGGAAAGCAGGCGUGUCGAGCAAUGAACGGAUACGGAUCGUCUGCAGGGGUUGAGGCCGUGGCUCGGUGCUGCAGUGUGCGGGGUCUGAGAUGUGAGUACCGCACGGCAGGACCCUCUGGUACUGGGAUGGACGACAAGGUGGAAGUGCCUUGUCAGGGGCAGGCAUAUGCUUUAGGCUGCUCCACACUCGCCUACUCCCACAACUCUGAUGGCUCUAUAUUCACCAACACCUCAUGUAAGGGACAGAACGACUACCCAAGGAACGGUGUUUAUUCCUACGCGGCGUGCUGCCAGAGUCCCAACCUCCAAUGUCGCACAGUGACUUCCGGGACGAGUGGCAAGAAACAGUCGGAUCAGGUUGGGGUCACGUGUCCUAAGGGUUACGUCAUGACGGGAUGUAACGUCUUUUCGCAGUAUGCAAAAGCUGCAGGCGCCUUUAUCAACACCAACGCUGCGGGCACAGAUACAUGUGUUGCUGUGAAUGGAGCCGAGAAGUUUGGACCCGAGACGGGGGUCCAGGCGCAGGCCACCUGCUGUCGGACCUAGACUGAGAAGUACCGCUCUGGGCUGUUACUGAGGACUGCUGGAAACGCUAAUGCUAGGAAUCCUAUUUUCAUGUCUUACUGUUACUGUUUACAGAUACCUCUGUUUGCUCGUUUCUAGGCCUGUAGAUAAUGCAUUCGAUUUAGAUUAUAAAAUAUUCAUGCAGAGUAAUUGUCUUAAAGUUGAAAUGAUUGAAUUUUGUACCCAGAGGCACUAUUUUCGACUAGUUGCAAUGUCUGUUACACUGUAUAUUUUGUAUUUGCAAUACAGAGUUAAUCUAUUUUUUAUUUCAAAGCAAAA
Messenger RNA from Aplysia californica (California sea hare), 3590 nucleotides. Its product is annotated as endo-1,4-beta-xylanase 3. The record is from RefSeq and is a predicted model, not a curated record. The coding region runs from base 726 to 3293 and encodes 855 amino acids. The transcript is spliced from 19 exons. NCBI's taxonomy places the organism in Eukaryota, Metazoa, Mollusca, Gastropoda, Aplysiida, Aplysiidae. Gene Ontology annotation, biological process: carbohydrate metabolic process. Gene Ontology annotation, molecular function: hydrolase activity, hydrolyzing O-glycosyl compounds.